Populus nigra (black poplar) is the source of this 3576-nucleotide messenger RNA. RefSeq names its product protein argonaute 1-like. Gene Ontology annotation, biological process: regulatory ncRNA-mediated post-transcriptional gene silencing. Gene Ontology annotation, molecular function: protein binding; RNA binding. Bases 150 to 3368 code for a protein of 1072 amino acids. The transcript is spliced from 22 exons. Gene Ontology annotation, cellular component: cytoplasm. Lineage: Eukaryota; Viridiplantae; Streptophyta; Magnoliopsida; Malpighiales; Salicaceae. The record is from RefSeq and is a predicted model, not a curated record.
UUUCCAAGCCACUAUCAUCUCUUUCUCUCUCUCUCUAGUCUCAACGCAAGGUGCGCUCGUAGUGUUGUACUCUGACCUUCUUUUCGUGGCUAUUUUACUCUCCGGUGACCAAAUAGUUGUUUUCCGGUAAUUUUUUUUCAGUUCUCAUCAUGGUGAGGAAGAGGAGAACGGAACUUCCACAAAGUGGGGGUGAGAGUUCUGAGUCCCAGGGAACUGGUGCUGGUCGGGGUGCUCAGCCCCCAGCUGAGAGGAGCGGUCCUCCUCAACAGGGUGGAGGUGGAGGAGGAUACCAAGGUGGAAGGGGUCCCCAGUCUCAGCAGGUAGGCCGUGGAGGUGGUUAUGGUGGCGGCCGAGGAAGGGGAGGAAUGCAACAACAGCAUUAUGGUGGAGCCCCGGAAUACCAGGGACGGGGGAGAGGGCAACCUCAGCAUGGAGAACGAGGUUAUGGCAGUGGUCGUAGUGGAGGUGGCCGAGGAGGACCCCCUUCAGGCGGACCAUUUAGAGCACCAGCACCCGAGCUGCACCAAGCUACUCCAGCUCCUUAUCCAGCUGGGAUGACCCCUCAGCCCAAGCCAUCUGAGGCACGUUCUUCAAUGCCCAUGCUGUCUGAGGCAAGUUCUUCAAUGCAACCACUAGAGCCAUCACCAGCGGCUGUGUCACAGCAGAUGCAACAACUAUCAAUCCGGCAAGAAGGCUCUUCUAGCCAGGCAACUCAGCCACCGCCAGCCUCAAGUAAAUCAAUGAGGUUCCCUCUUCGGCCUGGGAAGGGAAGCACUGGCAUAAGGUGUAUUGUAAAGGCUAAUCACUUUUUUGCUGAGCUACCAGACAAGGAUUUGCACCAGUAUGAUGUUAGCAUUACACCGGAGGUCACAUCAAGGGGUGUCAAUCGAGCUGUAAUGGCACAACUGGUUAAAUUGUACCAAGAAUCUCAUCUCGGAAAGCGUCUUCCUGCAUAUGAUGGACGUAAGAGUCUUUAUACUGCUGGGGCUCUUCCUUUUCAAUCCAAGGACUUCAAAAUCAUCCUCAUCGACGAGGAUGAUGGAACAGGUGGACAAAGGAGAGAGAGGGAAUUCAAAGUUGUCAUCAAAUUUGCUGCUCGUGCUGAUCUGCACCAUCUAGGACUCUUUUUGCAGGGAAAGCAAGCUGAUGCACCUCAGGAAGCCCUUCAAGUCCUUGAUAUAGUGCUGCGUGAAUUGCCAACUGCUAGGUACUGCCCGGUUAGUCGAUCAUUUUAUUCCCCUGAUCUAGGAAGGAGACAGUCUCUUGGUGAGGGCUUGGAGAGUUGGCGUGGUUUCUAUCAAAGUAUUCGUCCUACACAGAUGGGACUCUCACUCAAUAUUGAUAUGUCCUCAACUGCAUUCAUUGAGCCACUACCAGUUAUUGAUUUUGUGACUCAACUAUUGAAUCGAGAUGUUUCCUCCAGACCUUUGUCUGAUUCUGAUCGUAUAAAGAUUAAAAAGGCUCUCAGAGGUGUCAGAGUUGAAGUUACACACCGUGGAAAUAUGCGCAGAAAGUAUCGUAUAUCUGGUUUAACAUCACAGGCAACACGGGAGCUGACUUUCCCGGUUGAUGAAAGAGGAACAUUGAAAUCUGUUGUGGAGUAUUUUUAUGAAACCUAUGGCUUUGUAAUUCAACAUACUCAAUGGCCUUGUCUACAAGUGGGAAAUCAACAGAGACCUAACUAUUUGCCUAUGGAGGUUUGUAAGAUUGUUGAGGGUCAGAGGUACUCCAAAAGAUUGAAUGAAAGACAGAUCACUGCGUUGUUGAAGGUGACUUGCCAACGUCCUCAAGAAAGGGAACGAGAUAUCAUGCAGACGGUUUAUCACAAUGCAUAUCACAACGAUCCUUACGCGAAGGAGUUUGGUAUAAGAAUUAGCGAGAAGCUUGCUUCAGUUGAAGCUCGCAUUCUGCCUCCUCCAUGGCUCAAGUAUCAUGAUACAGGCAGGGAGAAAGAUUGUCUUCCUCAAGUUGGGCAGUGGAACAUGAUGAAUAAGAAAAUGGUUAAUGGAGGCAGAGUCAAUAAUUGGAUCUGCAUCAAUUUUUCAAGGACUGUCCAGGACAGUGUGGCCCGAGGAUUUUGCUAUGAGCUUGCACAAAUGUGCCACAUUUCUGGCAUGGACUUUGCUCUUGAGCCAUUGCUUCCUCCUGUUGGUGCUCGUCCUGAGCAAGUAGAAAGGGUUUUGAAAACUCGAUACCAUGAUGCAAUGACAAAACUCCAGCCACAUAGCAAGGAACUUGACUUGCUCAUUGUGAUUCUCCCGGAUAACAAUGGUUCUCUUUACGGUGAUUUGAAGCGAAUUUGCGAGACAGAUCUUGGGCUUGUUUCUCAGUGCUGCUUGACAAAGCAUGUAUUCAAAAUGAGCAAGCAAUAUCUGGCCAAUGUGGCUCUGAAGAUAAAUGUGAAGGUUGGAGGAAGGAAUACUGUUCUUGUUGAUGCAUUAUCAAGACGUAUUCCUCUAGUCAGUGACCGACCUACUAUUAUUUUUGGUGCUGACGUUACUCAUCCUCAUCCUGGGGAGGACUCAAGCCCAUCCAUUGCAGCUGUUGUGGCUUCUCAAGAUUGGCCAGAGGUUACUAAGUAUGCUGGCCUGGUUUGUGCUCAAGCCCAUCGCCAAGAGCUUAUCCAAGAUUUAUAUAAAACAUGGCAGGAUCCUGUACGAGGGACUGUGUCUGGUGGCAUGAUCAAGGAACUUCUCAUAUCUUUCCGGAGAGCCACAGGGCAGAAGCCUCAGAGGAUUAUAUUCUACAGAGAUGGUGUCAGUGAAGGGCAGUUCUAUCAAGUUUUGUUGCACGAACUUGAUGCUAUUCGUAAGGCAUGUGCUUCUUUAGAGCCCAACUACCAGCCUCCAGUGACAUUUGUUGUGGUUCAGAAGCGUCAUCACACAAGGCUGUUUGCAAAUGAUCACCGUGACCGUAAUGCUGUUGACCGGAGCGGGAAUAUAUUGCCUGGUACUGUCGUGGACUCAAAAAUUUGUCACCCAACAGAGUUCGACUUCUAUUUGUGUAGUCAUGCUGGGAUUCAGGGUACAAGCCGUCCAGCUCAUUACCAUGUACUUUGGGAUGAGAACAAGUUCACUGCUGAUGGGUUGCAGUCUCUUACAAACAAUCUUUGCUACACAUAUGCAAGAUGCACGCGUUCUGUUUCCAUUGUGCCACCUGCAUACUACGCACAUCUGGCUGCAUUCCGAGCUCGUUUCUACAUGGAACCGGAGACAUCAGACAGCGGAUCACUUACAAGUGGCAUGGCUGCUGGACGAGGAGGUGGAGGAGCAGGUGGUCGAGCCACACGUGGACCUGCUGCCAAUGCUGCUGUGAGGCCCCUGCCUGCCUUGAAGGAGAAUGUCAAGCGGGUUAUGUUCUACUGUUAGGAUUCGAGACAGCCCUGCUUUUGGAUUGUUGUUCAAAUCUCUGGGAGGCCCCUGCUUACCCUUACAUGCAAUAUCAAGCUGGUUGUGUCAGCGUUGGGUGUAUAUUUAAUUUACAUGUUCAAAACUGCUGCUUUUUUCGCUUUCUUCAAACUUUGUGUGACAAUGAAUGUCUUGAAUUCCAAGACUCUUAAAGUUGCUGUCUUUUUUA